UGUCAAACAAGUCCGUACACAUUGAACUUUUGCGGACUUGCGGUAGAAGCUAUCGAAUUGCAUUGCGCGGCCAAAACCCCCAAUUUUAAACCUCCUUCCCGCCAAUUCAUUCCUCCCAAUUUCAUCUUCUUCCUUCUCUUUCUCUCUCUUUCCUCAAACACAGCAAAACCAGAAAAAAUGGAAGCAUCAACUCACCAAAUUCCAGAAAACCCUAGAAAUGUCUACCACAUUGGAGGAAUCCCAGUUGAAUUCCCUUACAAACCGUACGGAUCGCAGCUUGCAUUCAUGGGUCGGGUCAUCUCUACGCUUGAUCGAGCUCAAAGGGAAGGCCAUUGCCAUGCUCUCCUUGAGUCUCCUACUGGUACUGGAAAGUCUCUCUCUCUCCUCUGCUCUGCUCUUGCUUGGCAGCUUCAUCGCGGCAAAAACCCUAUUUUUCAGCAGCAACAGUCGAAGCCUGAUUCUAGGGCGGCUUCUGACCCUCUUAAUCAUGGCGGUGGCUUUGUCGUUGAUUCUCAGCUUUCUGAGACUUCAACACCAGAGACAGCUCCACCUGCAACAAAUACUACAAGUCAAAGCAAGAAAUCAGUGCCCACCAUAUAUUACGCCUCGAGAACUCAUUCUCAACUUACACAAGUUAUUCGUGAAUAUCGGAAGACGACUUACAGGGCCCCUAUGGCUGUUUUGGGAUCUAGGAAGCAUUAUUGCACUAAUGAAAAGAUACGUAAUGGAGACAACCUAGAUGAGGAAUGCAAGUUACUUCUCGAGAAUAAAGAAGCUGGGUGUCCACUAUUCAAAAAUGCUCAUAGAGUUAAAAGUCAUCCAUCUCUCCAGAAAGGUGGCUGUCAUGAGGCUCAUGAUAUUGAAGAUCUUGUUAAAAUUGGAAAAACAGUAAAAGGUUGUUCAUAUUUUGCGGCGCGUUCAUUGGCUGUUGAUGCACAUAUUGUUUUUUGCCCAUAUAGUUAUAUUACCAAUCCAAUUAUCCGAAGAGCAAUGGAAAUUGACAUCAAGGGAGCUAUUCUUGUUCUUGAUGAAGCCCAUAAUAUAGAGGACAUAUCUCGAGAAGCUGGUAGUGUGGAUGUUGACGAAGAUGCUUUGCAUAAAUUGCAGAUGGAGCUAGGUCAGCUCUGUGGAGGUGACGCACUGACAUACCAGCCUCUGUAUGAAAUGGUCCAGGAUGUUUUAAGCUGGAUGGAGCGCCGAAAAGGGGCCUUAGAAAAGCGUGAUUUUCAGCGCUAUGUCUCAUGCUGGACAGGGGAUAAGGCUUUAAAGGAGCUCCAAGAGGCUAGCAUAUCACAACAGUGCUUUCCAAUCUUGCAAGAGUGUGCUGCUAAGGCUAUCAAAGCUGCUUCAGACACCGAGUCAGGGUUAGCUCAUUUAAGUGGCAUGUCAGCAGUAACAUUGGAGGGUCUUUUCUGCUCUCUUAAUUAUUUUUUUCAGAAAAAUGGGCUUCACAUAAAUGACUUCCAACUUGCUGUACAAUGCAUCUUCAAAAAAGACACUGGUAGCUGGACUCUUACUUUCAGUUUGUGGUGUUUGAACCCAGCUGUUGUAUUCAGAGAUAUCACUGAACUUUCAUUAUCAGUGAUUUUAACAUCUGGGACUCUAUCACCAAUGAAUUCUUUUUCAUCUGAACUUGGAAUCCCAUUUGGCACGCUUCUAGAGGCUCCACACGUAAUUGACGUUGAAUCUCAGGUUUGGGCUUCAAUAAUUUCUACUGGUCCACAUGAAUAUCCCUUAAAUGCUAGCUAUAAGACAGCCGAUGCAUAUGCAUUUCAGGAUGCUGUUGGUAAAGCUUUGGAGGAGCUGUUCAAGGUUGUUCCUGGUGGUUCACUGGUGUUUUUCCCAAGCUAUAAGCUAAUGGAUAAGCUUUGUAAAAGGUGGAUUGAAACAGGCCAGUGGUCUCGGAUGAAUGCUAGAAAACCAGUCUUUGUUGAGCCCAGAGGAGGUAGCCAGGAGGAUUUUGAAGCUGUUUUGAAAGGUUAUUAUAGUGCAAUUCGUCCAGGCACUAAGCCAGCUCUUGGAAAAAGGAGAAAGGCAAAGAAAGUAAAAUCCAAUUUGUCUACUACAGCUAAUUCAAUUGAGGAAUCUAAGGAGGGGGCUGCAUUUCUUGCUGUUUGCCGUGGAAAGGUUUCUGAAGGAAUUGACUUUUCAGAUGAAAAUGCUCGUGCUGUGAUAAUAAUUGGUAUUCCUUUUCCAAAUAUAAAUGACAUCCAAGUUGCAGAGAAGAAGAAGUAUAAUGACACAUAUAAAUGCUCCAAGAAUCUUCUAAGUGGAAGUGAUUGGUACUGCCAACAAGCUUUCCGAGCACUGAAUCAGGCUGCAGGCAGGUGUAUCCGUCACAGGCAUGAUUAUGGGGCAAUCAUAUUCUUAGAUGAACGAUUUCGUGAGGAAAGAAAUACGAUCUACAUUUCAAAGUGGCUAAGGAAGUCAAUCAGAACAUAUGAGAACUUUGAGACAUCAGUUGAAGGAUUGAAAUCUUUCUUCUCUAACAUUAAGGAGAGGGUUGGCAACACCAUUAAGUUACAAGAUCCUGUUGCUGAUUUAGAAGGUAAUCUUCCUGAUGCUUCAGCCAAAGAAUCCAUAAGGUUGAAAACUCAGAAAUCAACCAAUUCACAAGUCAGUGAAAUGGGAAUGGUUUCUGGCAGCAUGAAGAUGCCAUCUACUGGACUUUCUCAUUGUUUAUCACGCAAAGCUGGGGGUAUCUCUAAUCAUACGACAAUAAGAUCUCAAAGAAACAAUGGAAUCCAGGAACCUUCAUCAACUCAUGUGGAAGAUAUUGACAACCAGAAAGAGAUUGACAAAGAUUGCUAUAGUUUGGAGUACUGUGAAACACCUUGCACAGCUAAUUUUGAAGAAAGGCUAGAACUUUCUGUUGUUAAGGAGACUCCUGUGGCUGGAAAUUAUGCUGUAUUUAGUCCUGAGCCUUUCAUGAACGAGGACAAUUCUUAUUCCACCAUAAUCCAGGCAUCUGAGUUUGAUCAAGCACAUCAUGUGUCUUUAACAGAUUCAGCUCAGUCUCCUUCAAAAGUGACGUGCGCUGAAGUCACUCCAGAAAGGGUUGGCAGGGGAAAUACCAAGGAGUUAGCACAGGAAAUAGAGUCAUCUGCAAACUUGAGUGUUAAUUCUCAUGCACAGAAAAGGAGGAUGUUGCUUAAUAUACAGCAGAUGAACACCAUUCAGAAAAUGAAGUUUGAUGUGGGGAAUGCAGAAAAUAAUCAGGACUUUAGAAUGAUGGAUUAUUCAGAGUUAAAUGACAAUUCAAGUCAAAGAACAAAAUUUUCUAAGGUUAGUUUAUCAGCAUGUGAACUUAAGCCUAGCGCUCAACCUUAUGUGGUAAGUGAGGGCAAUAUAUAUUCCAAGAGUGGGGGUUCCUGUACGGAUCAACUAUUACAAAUUUUUUGCUCACUCUGCAAAAACCCACUUGGUCUUCCUGAAAACAGCUUGUAUGCCACAUGUUUCUUGACUUCAAUAUCAAAAAUUAUUUUGAGUAAUCUUUCUAAAGGACAUGGGCUGCAAAGUCUACGGACUUCACCAUCUCUUGUGCCAGUUGUGAUAGUGGAUAUAUUAUCAGUUGAUCAGCGGCUUUAUAAUAGGAAUAACAAAGAUAUUCCAGGUCAGGGUAUCUGGUGCCAAGAAGAUGGAUGUGUAUACAAUUCCAUAUUCUGCCCUUUCUGCAUUUCUACCAACCAUUGUCUUGGAGUGCAGAUCAUGGCUGCUGAUGCAUUAAACACUCAGUUAAUUGGAAAGAUACUCUUCUACUAUGAUCGUUUGGAGGUUAAGACUUGCCUAGGAUCGGAGAGCAAGGAUUCUUUGAUUGAUAACAAUUCGUGCCGAGAUCAGACAGUUGGUAUAAAUUCUAUUAAAAAAUAUGAAUAUCAAUCUCAGCCGCAUAGUCCAGGAAGCUGGAAAUUGACGAAAGCAAAGUCAAGACUACUGAAGAGAAGCCCUAUGUCACAAUCAUAGAAGAAGAUUAGUGACUACUGCGUACUGAGCUACUGGGCUCCGGUUAAGCUAGGCACUGUACAGCACAUGUACGACACUUCAAUAGAACAUUUAUUAUUGACUAUUAAUCACAUGUCAAGGGCACAUAUUUUAAGUUAAGGUGACUUGUGGUCGACUCGAGUUAUGAUGGCUUAUAGCAGUGGGUUGGGUCACUUAGGUGUGCCUCUGAUUUGUAAAGUUCAGCUUUUGGAUAGAUUCUCUAGAGGGGAUGGUAACAUGUCCGCAAGAAUUUUGUGUAAAAAUGUAUAGUUAAACGGAAAUCACCAAUGUACAGAACGAUUGAAGUUGUAAUAUAUCAGGCUUUGUAUAACAUUUAUGAUGCUGAUUGACUCAACAAAAUAUUUGAUCAUCUUUAUUUGGUGUUUUUUUCCCCAAUUGGCAGCCUAUUCAGUUCUCCGUCUGCUGCUUCAUAGUUCGUUAUGGCUUGUUGCUGAGUUCAAAUUUUUGUAAACAAAGAAAUGGAUUCGAGUCUUGGAAGUUGGAAUACCAAGUAAUGUUCAUAUUUUUGAAUGGUUCUUACUUCCUAGCCUAUUGAUCAGUGGCAGUGAACUAGUAAUUAAUAGCUUUGGAAAUUGCUACUUGAAGUAGCAUUUGCUCACUGAACCGAUUCAAAAAAAAAAAAAAAAAAAGGAUUUUUUCUCCACUUAUAUAGACGAUUUAUCAGGAAUUUUUGAAAAAAUAGUUGUAUACUUAGCUUGUAAUUGCAACUUUUUGACUUUUUCGUACUCCCU
Chenopodium quinoa (quinoa) is the source of this 4733-nucleotide messenger RNA. Its product is annotated as Fanconi anemia group J protein homolog. The transcript is spliced from 28 exons. Gene Ontology annotation, molecular function: hydrolase activity, acting on acid anhydrides, in phosphorus-containing anhydrides; ATP binding; DNA helicase activity. Bases 178 to 3963 code for a protein of 1261 amino acids. The record is from RefSeq and is a predicted model, not a curated record. Gene Ontology annotation, cellular component: nucleus. Gene Ontology annotation, biological process: double-strand break repair involved in meiotic recombination; nucleotide-excision repair. Lineage: Eukaryota; Viridiplantae; Streptophyta; Magnoliopsida; Caryophyllales; Amaranthaceae.